GACCCAGUGAGGGAGGGAAGCAGUGAAAGAGAGAGAGAGCGAGAGAGACGUUCAGUUCUCAACAUCCAGCGACUGCACCAGAAAGGAGAAAUGUUUGAAAAUAACAGGAACGCACAACGAGCUGCUUAGACCCCGAGGACUGUGGAGGUUUACUGGGCUGCACUGAGAGAGGCCGGCUGCUAGAUACUACUCUGCGCGUGUCCUUCGUGCGGCUGGAGUGUGCGCGAUUGUCAAAGUUGCCCAGGAUGCGAGCGCUUGGAAGGCUCUGUGGAGCAGCACGCAGCAGGGCUCUUUGGGGUGGGAACGCAGGCAGCGUCUCUGGCCACUGACGAGCGCACCAGGAGUGCUCUCACUCUCCCUCUCUCUCCUUUUCUCUCCCUUUCUCUGUCUCUCAUUUCUUAAUCCUUGCGGAGUGUUUCAGCAUCCCUCGCUCUUUACGGGGUGGAAUACAGACGAAGGAAAAAUACAUGAGAAUAACAGAGGGCAUUGUAGAAGCCAGAGAGCGGGCCAGCGGAUGUACCCGACCAGAGCAACUUGAUCGGGGAGCCGAUACCUCAGUCCUGCUCAGACGCGCUGAACUACGGAGAUUUGGGGUUGCGUGCGCCUUCACAUCACUCUGCUCAUGGACCUUAUCCGCUGAACACUGGUGCAGAUGUGCCUCUGGGAACCUGGCUGUUGGAGCAGUCUUCAAGGAGUCUGAGGGGCUUUUCCCAAAGCUGAAAUCUCAUUGGCUGCCUGUUUUCAGAGAUCCUGUAAGAUAUAAAGUUCAGCACAGAGGAAACCAGAGAUCAUUGUGAAGAGGGACAAUCGACUAUGGCUAAGAAGAUCAUUUCUCAAUGUGCGCCGUGACGGAAUGGUGGACUGUAUGAGUCGAGUCAUGGUGAACACGGCAGUGUCUUGCUGGCAGCCUCUGUUGGGGCUGGCCCUGGUGGGUGUGUUCUUAGGCUCCACCCUCGCCUGCCCUUCCCGGUGCGAAUGCUCCGCCCAGAGCCGAUCUGUCGUCUGCCACCGGAAGCGUUUGCCCAGUAUCCCGGAAGGCAUUCCCAUCGAGACACGCAUCCUGGACCUGAGCAAAAACCGCAUCCAGGCCAUCAACCCCGAUGACUUUGCCGCCUACCCCCACAUUGAAGAGCUGGACUUAAGCGGGAACAUCAUCGCGUACGUGGAACCCGGAGCCUUCAACAUGCUCUACAGCCUGCACGCACUCAGUCUGAAGAGUAACCGCAUCAAGCUCCUGUCGCUGGGAGUCUUCACGAGCCUCUCCAACCUCACCACGCUCGACAUCAGUGACAACAAGAUCGUCAUCCUGGUCGACUAUAUGUUCCAGGACCUGCACAACCUCAAGACGCUGGAGGUAGGGGACAACGAACUGGUCUACAUCUCGCACCGGGCAUUUAACGGCCUGCUGGCUUUGGAAAGCUUGACCCUGGAACGCUGUAACCUGACGGCGGUGCCCACUGAUGCCCUGUCCCACCUCCACAACCUGGUGUCCCUGCACAUGCGCUACCUCAACAUCGGCACCCUGCAUCCAUACUCCUUCAAGAAGCUUUUCCGCCUGCGCCAUUUGGAGAUCGACAGCUGGCCGGCGCUGGCCAGCUUGCCGGCCAACGCGCUGCAUGGCCUGAACCUCACCACGCUCUCCAUCACCAACACCAACUUGUCAGCAUUCCCCUACCAGGCACUGCGCCACAUGCCCUACCUGACGCACCUGAACCUGUCGCACUGCCGCGUGCGCACCGUGGAGGGUGGGCUGCUGCAGGACCUGGUGCGGCUGCGUGAGCUGCGUCUGGCCGGUGCCCAACUCCACUCCGUGGAGCCCUACGCAUUCCAGGGCUUGCGUUGGCUCCGCCUCCUCGACGUCUCCCACAACAGGCUGGAGACGCUGGAGCGAGGCGUCUUCCAGGCCCCCGAGGGUCUGGAGGUGCUACAGAUCAAUGGGAACCCACUGGUGUGCGACUGCCGCCUGAUGUGGCUCUUGCAGAAGCGGCAGGCGGUGUCAUUCGGCGAGGAACAGCCCGAGUGCAGCACUCCCGAGGGCAACCGCGGACGCCCUUUCCGGGAGUUCAAGGAAACCCUGCUGUCCUACUACGUUACCUGCACCAAGCCCAAGAUCCGAGAGAACCGCACGCAGCUGGUGUCGGUGGAGGAGGGCCAGUGGGCCCAGCUCAGCUGCAGCGCCGACGGAACCCCUCGGCCCACCAUAUCCUGGGUCACGCCUCGCCGGAGACACCUGACCAGCAGGAACCAGGGCAGGGUCAUGGUCCACAACAACGGCUCUCUGGACAUCAAGGCUGUGGAGGUCCAGGAUGGCGGCGUGUAUGUGUGUGUGGCCUCCAACACAGCAGGAAAUGACACGAUGAUGGUAUCCCUAGCUGUGAAGAGCCUGGGCUCGCUCUACGCUAACAGGACCCAGUACAGCGUAGACCCCAACAGUACCACUGCCAAUAGCACCAACCUCCCCAACACCACCUUUGGCCUGGACUUAAAGACUAUUUUAGUGUCCACUGCCAUGGGCUGCUUUGCUUUCCUCGGGGUCGUACUCUUCUGUUUCCUGCUCCUGUUUGUGUGGAGCCGUGGUAAAGGGAAGCACAAAAACAACAUCGACGUGGAGUACGUGCCGCGUGCUGGCGGGGCCGAGGGGACGGAGCAGAGCUCCGCCGGCCGCCGCUUUAACGUCAAAAUGAUCUAAACAGCCACAGCCAUGAGCAGUAACACACACGUGUGUUUUCAGAUCCAUGAACGGGACCGAGGGGUGUCAGGGUUCACCCCAGUUUUUGGCAUGGUGCCAGCGUGGUUAUGACACUGUGUGUGUGUGCGUGUGUGUGUGUGUGUGUGUGUGUGUGUGUGUGUGUG
Molecule: messenger RNA, 2853 nt
Organism: Electrophorus electricus (electric eel)
Lineage: Eukaryota; Metazoa; Chordata; Actinopteri; Gymnotiformes; Gymnotidae
Gene: lingo2
Product: leucine rich repeat and Ig domain containing 2
Cellular component (GO): plasma membrane
Molecular function (GO): protein binding
Source: RefSeq, a predicted model, not a curated record